UUCACUCACAAUGGUCAUAAAGGACAUGACAUGCCUGGGUCCUCUGCUAAGGACUCUUUGGCAUCAUUCCUUCCGACCGCUGGUAAUUGUUCGCCGGGGAAUCACCUAUAAUGAUGACAUGGAUCAUAUAACGCGACCCAACUGGAGGAUUAUUACAGAUGGCAGACGAAAUAAGGGCCUUGCUUUCACCAUGGAGGAGCGACAGCGCCUAGGACUCCAUGGCCUCUUACCCUGCACGGUGCGCACCAUGGAAGAUCAGAUGUUGGCCAUCAAGGCGAACUUUGAUGCACGACCAGCAAAUCUCAAUCGGCACACGUAUCUGAGUUCGCUGCAUAAUCGCCAUCGGCGUCUUUACUAUCGAUUUAUCCGGGAUAACAUUGAGCAGGUGCUGCCCAUUGUCUAUACACCGACAAUGGGCGAUGUGGUAAACACAUAUGGAUUGAAUUUCCAGUUCGCCUCCAGUCUGUAUGUUAGUAUUUUUGACAAGGGACAUAUCGUGGAAUUGUUUCACAACUGGACGGAACGGAAUGUGCAAGCGAUUUGUGUUACGGAUGGCGGAAGAGUCCUGGGACUGGGGGAUAUGGGUGCCAAUGCCAUGGGUAUAAGUGUUGGAAAAAUGGUCCUCUAUACAGCUUUGGCCGGUGUGCCGCCCUCCCUGCUGAUGCCCGUUUGCCUCGACGUGGGCACGGAUAACCAGGCCCUGCUCCAGGAUCCCCUCUAUGUGGGAUCCCGCAUUCCCCGGGUACGUGGUGCCGAGUACGAUGAACUGGUCCAGGAGUUUAUGGAAGCGGCGGUGCAGUGCUAUGGCCACGAUGUCUUCUUCCAUUUCGAGGACUUUUCCUCGCCCGAUGCCCUGAAGUUCUUGAAAAUGUAUCAGAACGACUAUUGUUACUUCAACGAUGAUAUACAGGGAACGGGCUCCACCGGAUUGGCGGGAUUCCUCAACGUGGAACGGAUCACUGGCCGAAAACUCGAGGAUACCAAAUUUCUCUUUGCAGGCGCUGGUAGCGCCGCCAUGGGCAUUGCCAAUAUGAUUGUGAUUGAGUUAGAGCAGCGGGGUGUCCCGGCCGAUGAGGUGUUAAAGAAUAUAUAUAUGCAGGAUCAAAAUGGUUUGUUAACCUCCGAUAGAACCGAUGCAUCCGAGCAGACCAAACGUUUCCUCAAACCCAUGGAGGCCAUCAGUGAUCUACUGACCACAAUCGAGAAAGUGAAGCCAUCGAUACUAAUGGGAGCGACAGGUAAUGGUGGCAUUUUCACCGAGGAAGUCCUCAAGGCGAUGGCCAAGAAUCACGAACUGCCGGCGGUGUUCGCUCUUUCGAAUCCAACUGCCAACUCGGAGUGCACCGCAGAGCAGGCCUAUUACCAUACAGAGGGUCGUGUUUUGUUCUGUUCUGGUUCCCCCUUUCCGCCGGUGGUGAUAAAUGGAAAACGUUAUGAGCCUUCACAGGCCAACAAUUGUCUAACAUAUCCUGGCAUUGCAUUGGGUGCAAUUACUUCAUUAGCCCGACAUUUGCCCGAUUCCCUAUAUCCUGUGGUGGCACGAACACUGGCCGAUGCCACAUCCCAGGAGCGACUGGAUGCUGGAGCACUGUAUCCAGCCAUCAAGGAUGCCAGUGCGGUGGCCAUUAAAGUGGGUGAAAAGGUUGCCAAAUUUAUAUUUGAUAAUGAUCUUUCGAACAUUUACCCCAAGCCAGAUGAUAUUUAUGAGUUUAUACAGAAUAAGCUGUACAAAAUGGAAUACCGAAGCUCGCUGAUUAGUACUUAUUACUUUCCAGAGUCAAUACAACCGAAGCCAAAGACUGAAAAGGAAGAAUGCUAAACUUGACCGAGACUCCUGACCUGCUUUUCUAACUGAAAGGACCUUGUGUAAUUAGUUGCAAAUACAGCAUAUACACACACAGA
This is a messenger RNA of Drosophila serrata, 1902 nucleotides long. It is a transcript of the gene Menl-2, whose product is annotated as Malic enzyme like-2. Gene Ontology annotation, molecular function: NAD binding; malate dehydrogenase (decarboxylating) (NADP+) activity. Gene Ontology annotation, cellular component: mitochondrion. Lineage: Eukaryota; Metazoa; Arthropoda; Insecta; Diptera; Drosophilidae. The record is from RefSeq and is a predicted model, not a curated record. Gene Ontology annotation, biological process: pyruvate metabolic process; malate metabolic process.